Cryptosporidium muris RN66 is the source of this 2934-nucleotide messenger RNA. Its product is annotated as histidyl-tRNA synthetase family protein. The record is from RefSeq and is a predicted model, not a curated record. The coding region runs from base 1 to 2934 and encodes 977 amino acids. NCBI's taxonomy places the organism in Eukaryota, Apicomplexa, Conoidasida, Eucoccidiorida, Cryptosporidiidae. The transcript has a single exon. Gene Ontology annotation, biological process: mitochondrial translation; histidyl-tRNA aminoacylation. Gene Ontology annotation, cellular component: mitochondrion. Gene Ontology annotation, molecular function: ATP binding; histidine-tRNA ligase activity.
AUGGAGCUCAACGAACCUCAAAGAAUAUUCAUUGGGGUAGAUGGAAUAUCCACAUCAUAUAUCCCACUAGUGGCAACAAAUAUAAAUUGCGAUUUUGUUAUAGACCCUCAGGUAAAGACACUAUGCCUAGGCGAAUUAACUGAAAAUAUUGGUGAGAUUAAAACUAAUGAGGUAAUUUCUCAGUGGGAAAUUCCAGAUUUCGAUAUCUCAUUAUCUCGUGAGCUAAACUCUUUUGAGGCUCGUGCAUUACUUUUUGUUAGAGGUGUUACUCUUGCAAUGAAUAGCAAAGGCGUCUCCUACAAAUUUAUUGAUUGGCUUUUAAAAAUAAUAAAGGAAAAUGGUCAAAUUUCUUUAAGGCAAUUUAAUAAUGAUUAUUUUACCUUAGUCUAUUUAUUAAAGACAUAUAUAUCAAUGACAGGAAGUUUUGUCUCUCCUUCAGAAGGAGUCCUUUACACUAGUGGAUUUACACCAAAAAUUUCUCAAAUUACACUAUCAACAGGCAUACUACUAGCUUUAAAGAAAUAUGCUCAGUGUGUAUUGGCUUUAAUAAUAGAGUCAUUAGCUAUUCCAACAAAUUUUUUGGUACAUAUAAUAUCUGUUUCAGCUGGAGGGGUUGCAGAGACUGCAAGGAAUAUAAAAUGGUUAUUAGAGGACUCAAAAGUAGAGAGGAAUACUUGUGUUGAGAACUAUGAGCUAUUAAUAUGUUUAAGCAAUACUUUAUGCUAUUUAGGCUCUUUAAAAGAGGAUAUUGAAAAUAUGGAUUGUUGUAUUAAAGGUUACUUAACUAAGAACUCAAAUAUUAAGGUGAGCACUAAAGGAAUAGGGAACUCACUUUAUAAUAUAGAGAUUACACCAAUUUUUCCACAAUUAUCGAAAUUAAUAUUAUCAAUAUCCAAUCUAAAAAGUACUCUCCAUAAAUUAGUUGAAAUUUUAAUUCCAAAAUUUGAAGCGGAAAUAUUUACAAAAAAAUUGGAUGUCUCUAUCUCUUCAGGAAUUGGAAUUGAAGGAAUAGAUAUCAAAAAAGUUCUAAAAAUACCUCAAACUACAAUUGAAUCUAUUAAAUAUAUAAAAGAAUGUAUGAAGUUGAUGAAAACUCAAAAGCUUGCAGUAUCAGAAACAAGAAAUGAAGAAGAAACUUCCACCUUGUUUCUGCUAACAAGUGAAUCAUUAAAGGUACUUUGUCUAUUAAAUGUUUUGUCUUUGCAAAGAUUAGGUGACAUUAAUCGUAUGCAGUGCAUUACAGCUAUAGAAAAAGCUCUUUUAAAAGGGAAGAUAUCAGUGAAAAUUUCUACUCAUGAAUCACGCAACAUCCAUCAAUUUCGUGAAUUAAUAACUAACAUUCUUGUAGAGAAUUUAGAUAGUGUUGGAUAUUUGCUAGAUAAUUCAGAACCUAGUGGUAUAAGAAACUAUUGCGAAUAUUUAUUUGAUAGUUUAAAUAAUGGUGGUAUCUAUAAUUUACUUAAUCCACUUAUAAAAAUUAUGACAACUCAAAAUCAGAUACAGAGGAAACCUAAGGUCCCAAAAGGAACUCAAGAUAUACCUCCACAAAAAAUGGUUAUUAGAAAUGUGAUAUUUGAUACUAUUCGGUCUAUAUUUAGAUCCCAUGGAGCAGUAGAAAUAGAUACUCCUAUAUUUGAACUUCGCGAUACAUUAAUAGGAAAAUAUGGAGAAGAUUCUAAACUUAUAUAUGAUUUAAAGGAUCAGGGAGGUGAGCAAUUAUCACUUAGAUAUGAUUUAACAGUACCACUAGCAAGAUAUAUUGCCUCAGCAGGCUUAGAGAAUUUGAAAAGGUUCCAAAUUGGUAAAGUUUAUCGUCGUGAUGAGCCUCAGAUGUCACGUGGAAGAUAUCGUGAAUUUUACCAAUGUGAUUUGGAUAUAUGUGGUAUAUAUGAGGCAAUGACAACUGAUGUUGAGAUUCUUAAAAUCGCAACAGAUAUUUUAAAUGCUUUUUCUCCAUGGAUUGGAUCAUUCAUUAUAAAAAUAAAUCACCGUAGUUUAUUAGAUGGGCUCUUGAUUGUAUGUGGAGUACCAAAAGCCAAAAUACGGACGAUAUGUUCCUCGAUUGAUAAGCUCGAUAAGGAAUCUUGGGAAAGUGUAAAAAAGGAAAUGGUUACAUUGAAGGGCCUUUCAGAAGAAGUUGCAGAUAAGAUAGGAAACUAUAUUAAGUUCUCAGGGGCUCCUGGUGAAGUAUUAACAAAAGUUAAACAGUGUGAAGAGCUGAUAAAUAAUGAGGAUAUAAAAUUGGCAAUUAGUGAUAUGGUACUUUUGUUUUCAUAUACUGAUGCUGUUGGGUGUACUGAACACUUGUCAUUUGACUUAUCUUUAGCAAGAGGCUUAGAUUAUUAUACUGGUAUUAUAUAUGAAGCUGUUCUAACUUCUGGGAAUGUUGGUAGUAUUGCAGCAGGUGGGCGUUACGAUAAUCUUAUUGGUAUGUUUUCUCAAAAAAAUAUCCCUGCUGUUGGAUUUUCAGUAGGAGUUGAACGUAUAAUGAAUAUUAUUGAGAAGAAGUUGGAAACAAAUACUAGACAAUUAUCUAAUAAGAUCAUUAGAGGUAGCUUUACUGAAUUUUUGAUUUGCACUAUUGGAGAUAUUCUAGUCACGCAUAAAUUAAAACUUGCUUCUAUGCUAUGGACAAACGGUAUUUCAGCUGAGAUAUCUCCAUCAAGUAAUGCAAAAUUACGUAAACAACUUGAAUAUGCAGCUAGCAAACAAAUUCCAUUUUGUAUUAUUGUAGGAGAGGAUGAAGUGAAACGUAAUACAGUUCAAAUACGACAAGUUAAUUUGGAUACUCAUAUAGACAAGUCUCAAGUAAGAAUAUCAGAGGAAGUAUCAUUAAAUUCCUUAAUAUCUCGUGUUAAAGAUAUAAUUUCGAAAUAUGGUUCAUCUUAUGAUCAUUCUUAUGCAUACAUUUCAAACCAAGAUAUAUUUGAAUAA